AUAGAGAUAAAGUUAUCAAAUCACGGCAGAGAUCUGUCACAAAAUAUAAACGAAUUUUGAAAUAGCACUUUGUUAAGUUCAACUCUUAAAUAUAAGCGCUUCUUCUGUGAUUUGUCAAAAGUACAAUGGAUACGUAUGAAAGUGUAUUACUCGUAAAAUCUGAAGUAUUUGUAUUUAAAAUACCACCAAGGUCAACGAAUAGGGGUUAUCGAGCUGCAGACUGGAAUCUCCAAGAACCCACAUGGACUGGUUGUAUGCGCCUUGUCUCUCAAGGAGAUUCGAUUACAAUCAAAUUAGAAGAUAAAGUUACUAGAGAAUUGUUUGCAAAAUGUCCAAUUGAACAAUAUCCAGGAAUUGCAGUUGAACCAGUCACAGAUUCUUCUCGGUAUUUUGUUCUUAGAAUUCAAGAUGAUAAUGGAAGGUCAGCUUUUAUUGGGGUUGGAUUUUUGGAUAGAUCUGAUAGUUUUGAUUUAAAUGUUGCCCUUCAAGAUCAUUUCAAAUGGCUCAGAAAUCAAGAACAGAUAGAAAAGGAAAAAGAUAAACCAAAACAAGAGUUAGAUCUCAGAUUUAAAGAAGGAGAAACAAUAAAAAUAAACAUGAAAAUUACUAAAAAGGAUGGCAGUGAAGUUUCUGCUAAAACAAAGCAGCGUGCCAAUACAAAUUUGGGUUUACCACCUCCACCAGGUGGUGUAAAAAUUGCACCACCACCUGCAAAAACUCCAACCUCAUCUCCGGCACAUAAACCUAUUCCAAAUCAAAACCAAACAAGUUCUGAAUGGGGAGAAUUUGCUAGUGCAUCACAACCUCAAAGUCAACAACCACCAACUGUAGGAAAUGCCAGUUGGGUUCAAUUUUAACUUAACAAGAUUAAAAUCUAA
Eufriesea mexicana is the source of this 878-nucleotide messenger RNA. RefSeq names its product NECAP-like protein CG9132. The coding region runs from base 126 to 857 and encodes 243 amino acids. Gene Ontology annotation, biological process: endocytosis. The record is from RefSeq and is a predicted model, not a curated record. Lineage: Eukaryota; Metazoa; Arthropoda; Insecta; Hymenoptera; Apidae. Gene Ontology annotation, cellular component: clathrin vesicle coat; membrane. The transcript has 3 exons.